ACAUCAGUAUUGUGUUACUUAUAUAGAAGCAGACUAAAGGGGACUUUGCGCUAAGUCACGUGGCCCAAAAUCUGGGCAUUAGGCAUUAGUUGAAUGGUGAUGCUCCCAGGUGUGUGACUUGUAGGUCCAGAACACACACUCCUAUGCAGUGUUAAGACUCCUUGCUUCCCUUUUGCAAUACUUUGUCUUUUUUCUGCAUAAGCUUAUUUUGAUUCCUUGCCAUUUUCCAAUGUCAGUGUCAGUUGAUGUGCUAUUUCAAGAUGGUAGUAGACUGUUUUCUGUGCAGAGACUCCAUAUCAUCUUUCUAGGCAGUAAAUAAUGAGUAAAAGUAUUUAUGUCAUUUUUAAUAUUUUCAUAUCACUUGAUUUUCUGUAAUACACACUGCGCCACAGGUCACAGCAUGGGGAUUGUGUCCUCCUUGGAGCCGGCGCUCUUCCAGGCGUGGCUCACGGAAGGUACAUUCCACACUUGUUUCCCAGUGGAAAUAAUGUAAGAUUCCUUUCCUAAUUUUCCCUCAAGAGCUUUUGUGUACUCAUGAUGAGUCAUUCCCCUUAAAGUGCUGUAUUGACAUGGCCUGGUUAGCCUGGAAAUGAUGCAAUUAAGGUUUCUGGACUGCUCCUUGGUGUGCAGUAAAUAGCAUAAAAACUGUUUUUAUCUUAUAAGAUAUGAGAUUCAUGUAGAGCACUUGAUAGUGCAAGUAAAAAAAAAAUCCUUUAGCUGGGUAUGAUGCAUCGCAGAAAAUAGCAUAUUUUAGGUUGGAUACCAGUGACAUGGGGAGUCAAGAGCAUGGAGGGAGCUGGAUUAUACCUAGCGUGACGGAAAUUUUUGAUGUGCAGCUCAGUAUACCUGUUAUCUUCAGAUGUCUGGUUCAGUCACUCACAAAGUAUCUCACAGUGUAUGGGCUAAAUAUACUCAGUGAUGCUGAGAAGUGUGGUAGUUAUCACACUCAUGCAACUGCGCACACAGUCUGACUGGUCUGAGUGCCCUAUGGUUUUGCCUCUCAUCAUUGUCUAGACGUUCAUGAUUUUAUUCUCAGUAUUAUCUACUUUAAUUACCAGGGUAUGAAAAAUUUAGCAACAUGUUUGUUUCAUAUAUUGCAUUUAAUCAUUAUUUUGUUUAUAGAAACAAAAUCCUGCAUUAAUAUGUUUUCUGAUAUAAAAGAAAAGAAAAUAAUUACAAUAUGUUUGGAUGCUGAUAUAUAUAAAAACUACCUGUCUCACAUCACACAGAUAUAUAUUAAUAGUGACUUUAUUUAUAUAUAUCUGGUCUGUACAUCACUUUGUUAAUCUUCUUAAACGAUUAUAUGAUCUCAUUCGAACCAAGAGGAAGAAGUAACGAGUGAGGAGGAAGGGGGAAGUGCUCCAGUUAACUCCUUUAAUUAUAUUCUGGACAGCAGAAGGUAAGGGUUUACUGAGAACCUUUUCAUGGAAAAUUUUCAGUUAGCAAUGAAACAUGACCCUAGAUAGGAGGACCUGCGCCACAUGGAGUCAUAGCUUCAGUGAUUUUGGUUUUCGCGGGCUAUGGUUUCCACAAUAUUGGCGCAUUGGGAACUUUUGUGGUUUCCCCACGCAGUACAGAGCCGGGGCUCGUUGUGAGGACACGUUGGUUUACGCUCCUGCGCUCUCGUCGUCAUUUAGUUGUUGGAAUGCCUCCAAAACGAGAGAGAUACCUAUCCAAGGAGGAUCUAGAACGUUAUGUGAACUCUGAGGACUUCAAUAAAACAGUUGACAUUACAACAGAGGGCAUAAGUGACGAUGGGGGUGCUGAUGAGAGUGUGUGUGGUGAUUUAACAUCCCCACUCCCAGACCACCCUGUACCCUCUACCUCGCGUGCGUCUCCCCAGUUAUCAGAGACAGUCAUAGAGUGUACCAGUGAUCCUAGUGGUGGUGUGAAAGCAGUGAUUACACCGCACAAGGACAAACAAAAGGACGACGGGUGUGAUGAUCCUGACACAGUGAUUGAGUACUCUCAAAGUGGAGAUGUGUCUGACCUACAAGCUUGUGUUACGGUACGUAAGGAGAUACCCACAAUGUCACGACUACGCACCAAACGCCGAUUAUAUGCCUCAACACCACAACUCAAGAAACGUCGAAAUGUGGCCACAGAGGUUUCUGAUGAUUCUGAUCCAGACUACAUACCUGAUGGGUGGGAUGAUUACCAGUUGUCACCAGUAUCUAAUGGUAGUCCUGUGAACCGUACAAUCAUUCAUGACAGAUCAGCAUCCACUUCAACGCUCACCCAGUGUACAUCAGCCACUGCCACGCCCACCCAGGAUACAUCAGCCACUGCCACGCCCACCCAGGGUACAUCAGGCACUGCCACGCCCACCCAGAGUACAUCAGCCACUGCCACGCCCACCCAGGGUACAUCAGCCACUGCCACGCUCACCCAGGAUACAUCAGCUGCUGCCACACCCACCCAGGGUACAUCAGCCAAUGCCACGCCCAUCCAGGGUACAUCAGCCACUACUGCCACGUCCACCCAGGGUACACUGGCCACUGCCACGCCCACCCAGGGUACAUCAGCCACUGCCACGUCCACCCCUGAUAUAUCAGCUACUACUAAUGCUGAUGAUGACAAAUUUUAUUUCAACAUUUCAGCAUCUCAGUGUCUCACUUCCGACAAGACUGUGUGGUCUAGGAAACCUCUUCGAAGGAGAUGCACAGCCACUACCCCAGCUGUCCCAUAUACCCAAGGGCUGACAGCUACAUCAGAUACUGCUGACUCAGCCAGGGAACUGUUUUCCCUUUUUAUUGAUAAUGAGAUUGUGGCUGACAUAGUGAAGUACACCAAUCAGAGGAUUGAUUGUCUUGCCCCAAACUAUAGUAACCAAGCCAAAGCAACUGUAUCGCAUACCUCACAAGCGGAGAUAAUGGCCCUCAUUGGUGUACUUGUACAGUCUGGCGCAAAGCAGGACAAUAGGGCAACAGUGAUGGAAAUGUUCAGUGCACAGCUUGGGACCCCAUUGUACCGUUCCGCCAUGAACCAAAAAAGAUUCAGCUUCCUCCUGCGGGCCCUCCGUUUUGAUGAUAUGACAACACGGGAGGAGAGAAAGAAGGAGGAUAAAUUGGCCCCAUUUAGAGACGUGUGGGACAGGUUUGUCCGGAACUGCAUAGUAAAUUAUGUUCCUGGUUCGGACAUCACUGUUGAUGAACAGAUGUUGGGCUUUAGAGGGCGAUGUCCAUUCAGAUACUAUAUGAAAAAUAACCAACAAAAUACAGUUUAA
Messenger RNA from Penaeus chinensis, 3226 nucleotides. RefSeq names its product pneumococcal serine-rich repeat protein-like. The coding region runs from base 1646 to 3226 and encodes 526 amino acids. NCBI's taxonomy places the organism in Eukaryota, Metazoa, Arthropoda, Malacostraca, Decapoda, Penaeidae. The record is from RefSeq and is a predicted model, not a curated record. The transcript is spliced from 2 exons.